Molecule: messenger RNA, 555 nt
Organism: Prunus armeniaca (apricot)
Lineage: Eukaryota; Viridiplantae; Streptophyta; Magnoliopsida; Rosales; Rosaceae
Source: the annotation of a GenBank genome assembly
AUGGGUAACAGGAACGACAAGGAUAAGAAGGGUGGAGCGGCAUGCCGUGGUGGUGGCCGUGGGGUUCCGGGGGUGGUAGUAGCACCUUUAUUGGUGCUAGUGUUUGCCGGCAUUCUGGCGCAGGAAGGAAUACUAGUGUUGGCUGCUCAAGAAGUCGACACGUCUUGCCUCAAUCGGCUUGCGCCUUGCCUAAACUACCUUAAUGGAACCCGUCACCCUCCGGACAAUUGUUGCGAUCCUCUGAAAUGGGUGAUCAAGUCCAAUCCUGAAUGCUUGUGUCGUAUGAUAAGCAACCGAGGCUCCGAUGAAGCUGAGCAAGCCGGCAUCAAUGUCAAUGAGGCUCAGGAAUUGCCAGGAAGAUGUGGCCAACGUGUCAACCCACUCGUCUGCCUUUCAAGUAAUGGUUCACCUAAUAAUUCCAAGAACUCAGUUCCAAAUUCUGCAAACAGCUUUUCGUUGCUCUUUCGUGGAAGUAUGGCGGCCACAACUCUAUCGUUGUCUCUUCAUCUUAUAUUUAACUGGCAUCAAAUACAAUAUAGUUUCUCGAUCAAUUAA